Echinococcus granulosus is the source of this 402-nucleotide messenger RNA. Its product is annotated as putative dynein light chain. Gene Ontology annotation, cellular component: dynein complex. NCBI's taxonomy places the organism in Eukaryota, Metazoa, Platyhelminthes, Cestoda, Cyclophyllidea, Taeniidae. The transcript is spliced from 2 exons. Gene Ontology annotation, molecular function: dynein light intermediate chain binding; dynein intermediate chain binding. The coding region runs from base 1 to 402 and encodes 133 amino acids. The record is from RefSeq and is a predicted model, not a curated record. Gene Ontology annotation, biological process: microtubule-based process.
AUGUACAAGCAACAGGAGAAGCUGGAGGUGCGAAGCAGCAAAAUGCCCAAGGAUAUGGAGAGGGAUGCACUGGAGACGGCUCGAAGAGCACUGGAUAGGAACUCCGAACCGCGCGCAGUUGCAAACAUGAUUAAGAAGGAAUUUGACGAGCGUUACACGCCCAAUUGGCACUGCAUUGUGGGCAACCACUUUGGAAGUCCCAUUUACUGCACCGUUGUUAGUCAGAUCUACGCGUCAUCGUCACAAGGUGAUCGGGAACUGGUGAGUCAAAAGCAAAAACUUCCCUUUCCUCACUAUCAAAUGAAAAGUGAUCCCACCUACUUUGGAAAAUCUGCCCAUCACAUUAUCUUCGAGAGCCACAUUCCCUCCAAGGUUCGGUUGCUUUGCCUUACUCAAGACUGA